AUGUACUGCUUCGCUGGAGUCGCUUGCCUCGCCGACGUCUUCAUGGCGGCGAUCGAGAAGAUUACCUCCAGGAGGGUCCAGGUGCAGGACAGAUACACAGGCAAGAUCAGGACGGUGAACGUGUGGAACCCUACGGUGGCCAACCUGACGCUCAUGGCGUUGGGCUCCAGCGCCCCCGAGAUCCUGCUCAGCGUGAUCGAGCUGAUGUCCAACAACAUGCAGAGCGGCGAGCUCGGCCCCUCCACGAUCGUGGGCAGCGCGGCCUUCAACCUGCUGUGCAUAAUAGCCGUGUGCGUGUCCGCCAUCCCCUCAGGCGAGGUCAGGGCGAUCAAGGAGCUGCCCGUGUUCGCUAUCACGGCCACGUUUUCCGUGCUCGCGUACGCGUGGUUGCUGGUGAUCCUGCUGUGGAGGUCGCCGAACGUCGUUGAGUGGUGGGAAGGAGUGCGCUCGCGAGAACCUCCCUCCUACCCACCCUUCCCAGCUGUGCCCUCUCUCCCGUCCUUCCCCUUUCUUGCUUCCUCCCUCCCUCCUGCCUCCCCCCCUUCCAGUCCUUCCAUUCCUUCUCCUUAUAUGCAGCUUCUCCCUGUCGCACCCUGA
Molecule: messenger RNA, 597 nt
Organism: Prorocentrum cordatum
Lineage: Eukaryota; Dinophyceae; Prorocentrales; Prorocentraceae
Source: the annotation of a GenBank genome assembly